GCGCCUCCUGAAGACAGUUAUGGGCUACUGCCGGUGCUCAGAGCUGCAGAAACAGAGGGGCUUUCUCACAUUUCCCGAUCUCUCCCGGCCGAGACCGCCACUGUGCCGCUUCCACAACACAGCCGACAGCGAACCGAAGCGGACGACCUGCUCCCAGCGUGCUCUAAAGCCGUAUUCAACCAAGCCAGCUCCCGCCCGGAGUAAAAUCUACUUAAACAAGGAGUGGAGUGUACCCUGAGGGAACGAUGCUGCUCUGAUGACCUGCUCGGCCUCGGCUUCCUCUAGAGAUUAUUCUCCAGUCAGAAGAGCGGGGCAAAUUGUCGGCAGGAUAUGGUUGGAGGAUUCACGUGAUGGAUAGGUGAUGGACUCCUCCACCACCAUGUCUCCCCCGGUGACUCGCCCUCUUCUGCAGCUCGCGCUCCGGCACGAGUGUGUACCGGCGGCCCACGAACCCUCCACUUCUUUGCCAUGGUGACAUAAGCGGCACUGCAACAUGAGGGAGCGCCAACGUGACCGUCUUGUUUCCUUUCCCAGUAGCUGCUCUCGCUGCUACCUCCAUGCUUAGCUCUGUAACAAUCCGGACUCUGCUGUGAGAAAUUUCUGCCUGUCUCUUUGUUUCUCUUUUUUUUGUUUUCUUUGCCUGCCGCUGAGUGGAACUGUCCCCUUGGCGGGUUGCUGGGCCGGUGGGGCGGAGCAGUGCGGCGAGAGACGAUGCUGGGAUGCGUGACACGCCUCCGUCGGCUGGUCCGCCUCCUUCCCCUGCAGACCUCCCUGCUCAUCCUCUUCCUAUUCUGCACCGUCAGCGUCUUCAUCUUCUCCUACUUCCUCUAUGGCGUCAAGCGAGAACCAGAGCCUUCGGCGGUGGGCUUGUCCGGCCCCGACGGAGCCUCCGCAGACUCGGACUACCCAAGGGUGGUUCCGUCCCGGCUGCUGCCCGUGCGGAGCGUCCCUGGAGGGUCUGGGGUGGACCUCGGAGGGACCAGGACAGAUCCUGUGGUUCUGGUGUUUGUGGAAAGCCAAUAUUCUCAACUGGGGCAGGAGAUCGUGGCCAUCCUGGAGUCCGGCCGGUUCAAGUACCGGACUGAGAUCUCUCCUGGGAAGGGGGACAUGCCCACCCUGACGGACAAGGAGAGGGGGCGUUUCACGCUGGUGAUUUAUGAAAACAUUCUCAAGUAUGUGAACUUGGACGCUUGGAACCGAGAGCUGCUGGAUAAAUACUGUGUGGAGUACGGAGUGGGCAUCAUCGGCUUCUUCAAGGCCAAUGAAAACAGUCUGCUGAGUGCGCAACUCAAAGGCUUCCCCCUCUUUCUUCACUCCAACUUGGGUUUGAAGGACUGCACGGUCAACCCCAAGUCGCCGCUCCUCUUAAUCACCCGGGCGGGCCAGACGCUGCCCGGUCCCCUGCCGGGGGACGACUGGACCGUGUUCCAGUCCAACCACUCCACCUACGAGCCCGUGCUGAUGGCGAAGACCCAGUCGGCCGAGAGCGUGGCGUCACUGGGACAGAACGCAGCCUUGCUGCCCUCGGUGGUGCAGGACCUGGGGCUUCACGAUGGCAUCCAGAGGGUCCUGUUUGGCAAUAAUUUGAAUUUUUGGCUGCACAAGCUGGUGUUUGUGGACGCCGUGGCUUUUUUAACUGGGAAGAGGCUCUCGCUGUCCCUGGAACGCUACAUUCUGGUGGAUAUAGAUGACAUUUUUGUGGGCAAGGAAGGCACCCGCAUGAAGGUGCCUGAUGUAAAGGCCCUGCUGGAGACGCAGAGGGAGCUGCGCACCCAUGUGCCCAACUUCACCUUCAAUCUGGGCUUCUCAGGGAAAUUCUUCCAUGCUGGAUCGGAUGAGGAGGACCUGGGAGAUGACCUGCUGCUGUCCCAUGUGAAGGAUUUCUGGUGGUUUCCUCACAUGUGGAGCCACAUGCAGCCCCAUUUAUUCCACAACCAGUCGGUGCUGGCCGAGCAGAUGCUGCUCAACAAGAAAUUUGCCAUGGAGCAUGGGAUUCCCACGAACAUGGGCUACGCAGUGGCCCCUCACCACUCUGGGGUCUAUCCUGUACACAUGCAGCUGUAUGAUGCCUGGAAGAAAGUUUGGGGCAUCAAAGUGACCAGCACCGAGGAGUACCCUCACCUAAAACCCGCUCGCUUCCGACGGGGAUUCAUCCACAGCGGCAUCAGCGUGUUGCCCCGGCAGACUUGUGGUCUUUUCACACACACCAUCUUCUACAAAGACUACCCAGGCAGCCCAAACGAACUGGACAAGCUCAUCAAUGGGGGGGAACUCUUCCUCACUGUUCUGCUGAACCCUAUCAGUAUUUUCAUGACCCAUCUAUCCAACUAUGGGAACGACCGUCUUGGUCUGUACACCUUCAAAAGCUUGGUGAUGUUUGUGAAGACGUGGACCAACCUGAAGAUGCAGACUCUGCCGCCUAUCCAGUUGGCUCAGAAAUACUUCAGCCUGUUUCCAUCUGAGAGAGAUCCCCUCUGGCAGGAUCCUUGUGAGGAUAAAAGACACAAGGACAUCUGGUCCAAAGAGAAAACAUGUGACCGCUUCCCAAAGCUGCUUGUCAUUGGGCCUCAGAAGACAGGGACAACAGCACUUUACCUAUUUCUUGGCAUGCAUCCUGACUUGACCAGCAACUAUCCCAGCAAGGAGACGUUUGAGGAGAUCCAGUUCUUCAAUGGACACAACUAUCACAGAGGCAUUGACUGGUACAUGGAGUACUUCCCUCUGCCCUCCAACACCAGUUCAGACUACUACUUUGAGAAGAGUGCCAACUACUUUGACUCUGAGGUGGCUGCUCAGAGGGCGGCUGCUCUUCUGCCUAAAGCUAAGAUCAUCACCAUCCUCAUCAACCCAGCGGACAGAGCUUACUCCUGGUACCAGCACCAAAGGGCUCAUGACGACCCAGUGGCGCUGAAGUACUCCUUCAAUGAAGUCAUCACUGCAGCCCGCGACGCUCCAAUCAAACUACGGAUUCUCCAGAAUCGAUGCCUGGUACCGGGUUGGUACGCUGUCCACCUGGAGCGCUGGCUGAAUCACUAUCAUUCCAGCCAGUUGUUGGUUUUGGAUGGACAGAUGCUGAAGACAGAGCCUGCCUCGGUCAUGGAUAAAAUCCAGAAGUUUCUUGGCCUCCCCAACGUCAUCAACUACCACAAGAUCUUAGCAUUUGACCCCAAGAAAGGCUUCUGGUGUCAGUUGUUAGAGGGAGGAAAGACCAAAUGUCUGGGAAAGAGUAAAGGACGCAGGUACCCUGACAUGGACCCUGAGUCCCAGGAGUUCCUCAGGGAGUACUACCGUGACCACAACAUUGAGCUGUCUAAGCUGCUCUACAGGAUGGGUCAGCCGCUACCCAGCUGGCUCAGAGAGGAGCUGGUCCACACCAGGUAGCAGCACCGCUGCAGGGGAAAACCACAGCUCCACGUUCCGAAACACGGCUCCACCCUGCAGGGCUCACCAAUCUGAAAGAGACCUGAAAGAUUGGAGCUCGGGCCUUGAGAUAAACCGAACAAGAACUCGAAGCUUAACGCUGAUCUUCUUAGUGGAGAGCAGACUGGCUUCAGGGCUGCCCUGAAACUGUGUCCUGAGGAUUUCAGUAAGGAAAGACUCGGUGGUGCACAGUGGAGUGGGGGGUCCUCCGGUGUUCGAUAAUCCCGGUCCCGUUGAUCGACGUGUCAUCCCAUAAACUUUGUUGCCUGAGACUGAAAAAGGAAACACAAAUGAACUCUGAGCAGUUUUACCUGUCAGUUCUGUAAACGGGCAACAAAUGUAAACACUAUCACAUGUCCUCUGUGAUAAGGCGUGAUGUUUGGAGCGGAGUAGGACAGUAUUGUCUCAACAAACGGCAGCAUGUUGGACGUGUCCAGUCGAACUACUUUUGAUAGGAGUAUAUGAGCAGUAAGUGAGGACGUGAGGAGUCCUGACUCAGGCUGCAUCUUGUAGCCUUCCUCAAUAGGCCUUGGUAGAAUCUAGUUAUUGCAUUUACAAGUGCCAGGACAGAAUCUUCAACAAACUAUCAACCCCUUGGAUAUCUGAGGGAUCCUUCUUUUUUUCUCUUUUGUUUCAAUCAACUCCUGUUUUGUUUUCUUCUGUCUGACUUAACAUUUCUGUAGUGCUGAUGGAAAUGCAUAUUUUGUUAGAAUGUACCAAAACUAAACCUGUUAGAGGUGUUGUUCCCACCCAAGCGGGAUGAGCAGCGCUGUUGUCGGCCCGGCCUGCAGCGUGGUGACCCCCGAGCCGGCCGGGGCGGGAACAGGACGGAUGGACGGACACAGAAAGCACAAUGGCACUCGAACGAGCGUCGACCCUGAUCAUACAGGUUAACUGGAAAGCACACAGAGUUCAUGGCUCCUACUACAAUCUGUGAAGAUCAUAAGCUAGCUACUGUAUGCAUGGUCCUACAGAUUCAGAUUGUGUACAGAAGAAAAAAAAAGUGCAUUUCAAAAUGUUAUCAGCGUUUUUAUUUGUUAAAAUUGUAUAUUUUUUUGUGUUUUAUGUUUAAUUUCAUUUACAAGCGAGUAUAGACCUGGGAAGAAUAGAAAAACAAAAAAACUGAUCAACUGUACGCCAGGUGUUUUCAUACGGAUGUUUGGGUGUAGGUCAAGGUGUUACCAUUGCAACUAGGUGUUCAUCGGUAACAAAAAGCUGCUUUUACUGCAAUAGUUUUGUACGUUGUUCGGAUGUAAUUACAACGCACACGACGGUUUGUCAUUUCCUGACUUUGUAAUGUACAUAAAAUCCUUCGGUAGACCUAAAUUAUUGAAUGUGUUUGGGUUUUACUCUCCCAUCAGCCUGUUGUCGUAGCGUUUAUAAACGUCAGUGCUGCGCUGAGGGGGAGUUUGGAUCCUUUCAUCAUGCAGAAGUGUUUCCUCUCACAUCCUCUCACUGCCAACUGUUGUACAAAAGUGCAGAGUUUCUCCAUAUAUAAAGUAUUAAACACAUAACAGCAACGAUGGUACUAAUCUCCUGGACUGUAUGAUACAGAUUUGUAAUUGUUGUCAAUAAUUUUUACAGUGUAACUAAUAUUGUCGGUGCUUUUUAAUUUGCAAAUAAAACACCACUGUAUUUUUCAUUA
This is a messenger RNA of Xiphophorus hellerii (green swordtail), 5065 nucleotides long. RefSeq names its product N-deacetylase/N-sulfotransferase (heparan glucosaminyl) 1a (gene ndst1a). NCBI's taxonomy places the organism in Eukaryota, Metazoa, Chordata, Actinopteri, Cyprinodontiformes, Poeciliidae. Gene Ontology annotation, cellular component: Golgi apparatus. The record is from RefSeq and is a predicted model, not a curated record. Gene Ontology annotation, molecular function: deacetylase activity; hydrolase activity; heparan sulfate N-sulfotransferase activity.